This is a messenger RNA of Zea mays, 1230 nucleotides long. Its product is annotated as protein SENESCENCE-ASSOCIATED GENE 21, mitochondrial. NCBI's taxonomy places the organism in Eukaryota, Viridiplantae, Streptophyta, Magnoliopsida, Poales, Poaceae. Bases 465 to 755 code for a protein of 96 amino acids. Gene Ontology annotation, biological process: response to stress. The transcript has a single exon. Gene Ontology annotation, cellular component: mitochondrion. The record is from RefSeq and is a predicted model, not a curated record.
GUGUUCCUUUUCGUUUUUCUGAUGGGAAAGAAACAAAAUGCUACUAGUACUCCACUUUGAGUGGAAACUCCGGAUCAUGCGUGCACCGGCGGAUCAGCCUUCGCAGAUGUGGUCUUGUAGUAGCCACUCACGCCCACCCCACCAGAGUCACAUAAACGUCGUCCCUAGAUCCCGUGAAACGCCGAUACCCGCCGCUGCGAAACGCCCCGCUUUGACGGCCCCCCGAGGCUGUCGCGAUCCAAGAAAAAAAAAGGCGUGGAACCCGGCAAGCCCGUUCGCAAGUCGCACCAGCCGCCAGCCAGCCCGCCAUGACCUAGCCGCAGCCUCUUUUAUAAAACCCGCCGCCUCCGCUCGUCUCCUCCACAGCUCCACCCACCACAGCAGGCAGAGAGCAGAGCGCCACCAGCCAAGCCGUCCGAUCCUUCGUCUGCCGAAGCCCAAGCCCAAGCAGCAGAACAGGUCCGAUGGCUCUCGCUCUCUCCGGCUGCUCCGCCCGCGCCGCCCUGACGUCGCUGGCCCCCAGGGCCAGGGGCUACGCGGCGUCGGCGGCGUCCGGGGCCAUGCGGCGCGCGGCGGCGGAGAGCGCGGCCGCGGGCGAGGCCAAGGAGGCCGGGCGCCGCACCGCCGCCGCCGAGGUCUCGUGGGUGCCGGACCCCGUCACGGGCCACUACCGCCCCUCCAACUGGGCCGCCGCCGCCGCCGACCCCGCCGACCUCCGCGCCGCGCACCUCGCCCCCACCUACGCCCGGGCCUGAACGGCCCCCGCUCCCUCACCCCGCUCCGCCUCGCCUCGUGUCGUCUCGUAUGACAUACAGUACCGUACCUGAGUGAAGGCGAAGAGAGAGGCCGGUGGGGGCCGGGGUUCGUCUGGCGAAUGGCGUCGUCGCGCCGCGCGCGCGCGCUCUGUGACGCCCGGCCCGGCGUGUUCUUGGAGAGCGGGAGGUGUUCUGUCGUCUUGGUUGGUCGCUGUGCGAUGCGAUCCGAUGACCAACGGGAGAUGCUGUUAUUACAAACAAGAAGAGCGGUCUGUGGUCGCCACCCGUGUGUGGUGUGGGUGGGCUGGAAUGGAUGUCCUGCUCUAGACUCCAGUGCACUCCCAGCUCCUACAUAUAUAUCAGAUUCAGAGCAGAGCAGAGCAGGGUUUUGCACUGCCGUUUUACGUUUGGUGCUCGCGACAGCUAGAGUAUUUCGGAUUUAUCUACGUAUAAUAAAGUUGCAUCUUUUAUCGAA